AACUGUUCCUGCUAGUGACGUUAGCCAGAGUGACGUUAGCCAGAGCUACGUUGGUGUCAUCGUCCUGUCGGUGUUGAGGCUUAACAACAUAAACAAAAAUCUUGAUCUCGUUCCCAGCCACGAACAAAUAUUCCCACUGGAGUCUCUAAAGAGAUGAACAACACCGGGAACAAGAGAGCUCCAACGACAGCCACUCAGCGACUUAAGCAGGAUUACCUCAGGAUAAAGAAAGACCCAGUGCCUUACAUCUGUGCAGAGCCUCUCCCCUCCAACAUCUUAGAAUGGCACUAUGUAGUCCGAGGUCCUGAGAAAACCCCAUAUGAAGGAGGAUAUUACCACGGAAAGCUCAUAUUUCCUCGGGAGUUUCCCUUUAAACCUCCUAGUAUUUAUAUGAUAACACCAAACGGAAGGUUCAAGUGUAACACAAGGUUAUGUUUGUCCAUCACAGACUUCCAUCCAGAUACGUGGAACCCAGCGUGGUCCGUCAGCACCAUCCUUACAGGUCUGCUCAGCUUCAUGGUGGAGAAAGGACCAACACUGGGCAGCAUUGAGACGUCAGACUACACGAAAAGACAGCUGUCAGCCCAAAGCCUGGCGUUUAACCUCAAAGACAAAGUGUUCUGCGAGCUCUUCCCUGAUGUAGUAGAAGAAAUGAAGCAGAAACAGAAGGUCCAAGAAGAGUUGAGCGCCCGCACACAGCCCCUCCCCUUACCGGAUGUGGUGCCUGAUGGAGACCCUCAACAAGCCCAUUACGGCCUCCCAGUCCUCAAUGGAGGACCGGUCCCUGCAGGGGGCGCCAACCCGGCCCCAGGCCUGCAGCAGGGCAAUCGCAACCAUGGACUUCUGGGAGGAGCUUUGGCCAACCUGUUUGUGAUCGUAGGCUUUGCUGCGUUCGCCUACACAGUGAAGUACGUUCUGAGGAGCAUAGCUCAGGAGUGAGAGGAGGCGCUCUGCUUCCUCCAAAAGACUCAGACUUUACACCGUGGACACCUGGAGGAGGGACGCUCAGUCCGCGGUUAGAUCCCUCCACAGCUACUUCUGCCACCGUGGACCUCAGCAGAAAGAAACUCGAAGCUCCCGUCCUGCGGCUGGACUGAGAGCAGGAGUUUGGGAGCGGUUUUUAUAUAAAAAAAAAAAAAGGUUCUGAUCCACUUUGUGUUUCAGUGGUUUAUAAACCUCCUGGGAACAACCUUGGCUCAUGGGUUAUAAAGAAGUGCAGACAAAGAUCUUUUUUGCCCACUAGCUUUUAAAUAAGAAAACUGAGCUCCUGUCCUAAUGAAUUGAUAGAAGAAGUCUGUUAUUGAAAUCCUAUAUAAAACCUGUAAUUCAUCUUUAAUUCCCAUACCCGUCCUCCAUGUUCCACAGAAAAUGAGUUGGCUCUGUCUUACAUGUAAUUCCAGCUCAGUGCCCCACAGGGUAUCAUUUAAAGUUGGCUCUGAACUGCUUUCUCAUACCUCAAUCAGGUUUUCUUUGCUUUCCUUGCCAAGAUUCAUUUCACGUCAUCGCAUCCAACCUGCCAGCUCGCCUCUUAAGGAGGAGGAGCUACAAAUGACUUUGGCCUACUUUUCCAACAGCUUAUGUAAUUCAGAAAAAUUGCAAAUAUUUUGAUUAUUACAUCCUUAUAUUUGCUUUUUGUCAUCCAAAUUAGUGAAAUAUUAGCGAUUUCCAAAUAUUCAAAAAGAUAAAUUAGAAGUUACACAGUAAUGAGUCUUUCCAGAGAAAUUUAUUCAAAGCAUCACAAAUAUUGAAACAAACUGGGUUAAGAUAGAACCUGUUACAUCACAUCUGCUUUGUCUAAUUCAUGAUUUAUUUCUUAGAAGUGGGACACUUAUCAUUGGCCUCAGCUAAUGUGUAAAUAAAUCUGCAUUGUUCUAUUUACUGAACAAACCACUAAGUGCAUUGGGUCUGAUGAAAGAUCGUUUAAAUUCCAGUUAUGAGUCCUGCUUUCAGCCCAUGAGCCAAGUCAAAUGUGCACAUUGGAAACUUUUUAUAAAUCCAUCUAGGUCCAAAUAAGGAACCAAUAUUUUUAUUUCUGUUAAUCAAAACUCUUUUUUGGAGUAUAUCUCCUUUUUUUUGUCUUAUUUAUAGAACUGCCAGCUGAUUGCAUUUGCAAAACACUCAGUACAAACAUGCAAAGGCCCUGGCUUUCAUUAUUAGCUGAUGAUUAACUCUUGAAUUUCAAAUAAACGGUUCUUCUCUGUAUUUGAUGUUUCAGCAGAAAUCUGAUGAUUCUCUUCUUUUUCCUCCACAAAGAAAGAAAAGUCAAACUGAUAGUGGGAGUGCUUCAGUUAACCUGUGACCUUGUAUGGUUUCAUAGUAAAUUCAUACCCUGCUCUGAGAGGCGGUCAAUAAAUCUCCCUUCCAAUCUGCUUCUGUCACAGAUUGUCUAUCAGCGUUUAGCAAAUAGCUGUAGCCCAAAACAAUAAAAAGGCUGCUGCUUUCAUUUUUUUUUCUAUAAAUAAAAAUGGUUCAUAACCCCAUAAA
Cyprinodon tularosa is the source of this 2484-nucleotide messenger RNA. It is a transcript of the gene ube2j2, whose product is annotated as ubiquitin-conjugating enzyme E2, J2 (UBC6 homolog, yeast). The transcript has 7 exons. NCBI's taxonomy places the organism in Eukaryota, Metazoa, Chordata, Actinopteri, Cyprinodontiformes, Cyprinodontidae. The record is from RefSeq and is a predicted model, not a curated record. Bases 154 to 939 code for a protein of 261 amino acids.